GGCAAAAUAAAGUAGUCGGUAAAUAUCAGCUCGCUUACAGAAAUGUGAGAAAACCGUCUCGUCGUGGCCGUGGACGUUAUACAUGAGUAUCCAUCACUUGGAAUACGGACGCUUACAAGUCCCGCACUGCAAUACAUAAUCAGAAAUGACCUGUGUUCAAAGUCAACAUGGAGUUCAGAGCUCCCUCUUCAGCUCAGAGUUUUUGAAUCCUGACUUCACCUCCAGGUUGGCCAUGGAUGUAAGUGACCAGCGGGACCAGCUAUCUACGCCCUCUCUACCCAGCAUCACCUCACUGGUCGGAGGCUACAUGGGCGAGUUUGACACCUACUCCUGCCAGAUUGCCACAGGUGCUGCAUCUACCUGUGCAGGCAUCACCUCCGGACAGGACUCCGCAUUCAAGCUGGAUGACCUCCAUGUGUACGGCUGCUACCCAGGCACAUUUGCUUUGAGUUACCUGGAUGAGACAUUGUCCUCCUCAGGUGGGUCAAACUGCUUUGGAAGACCAGCCUCUGCUCCGUCACCCUCCACCCCUGGGUUCCAGCCUAUGUCGGCCUGGGAUAGCACCUAUGGUCCUUGCUCCCCGGAUGAUGGCUGCUGGACUUCUGAGAAAACACCUCUGGCUCAGACUCCCUCAUACUUAAAUUUUGGGCAUGUCACAGCCAAUGAGCUUUCUCCCUUGGGCCAGAUGCAGUCUCAGCUCCCAGAUCAGGACCCGUUCUCUCAAACCUCGCAGCACGGUUCUCCUCUUCCCUUCAGUCCGCUCAGCCUGGAGCAGGGCAGUCGGGAUGGGUCUGCACUGAUGGACGGACAUCUCUCCCCUAAAGUUAGAAGCCCCACAGGAAAUGAGGGACGCUGUGCAGUGUGUGGAGACAAUGCUUCCUGCCAGCAUUAUGGGGUGCGCACCUGUGAAGGAUGCAAGGGCUUUUUCAAGCGUACUGUACAAAAAAAUGCCAAGUAUGUGUGCCUUGCCAACAAAGACUGCCCAGUGGACAAAAGGCGGCGAAACAGAUGCCAGUUCUGCCGCUUCCAAAAGUGCCUAGCUGUAGGAAUGGUAAAAGAAGUUGUGAGAACAGACAGCCUGAAAGGUAGAAGGGGUCGUCUGCCAUCCAAGCCAAAAGUUGUCCAAGACUCAGUGUCUGUCUCCUCCCCUGUAAACCUCAUCGCCUCUCUCAUCACUGCCCAUAUUGACUCAAACCCUGCCAGUGGAAAUCUGGACUACUCAAAGUAUCAGGAAUCAGUAUCUGGAUUGUCUGAGAAGGAGGAUGCCAACGACAUACAGCAAUUUUAUGACCUGCUAACAGGAUCAAUGGAUGUUAUCAGAAAGUGGGCUGGAAACAUCCCUGGAUUCAACGCCUUUUGUAAGGAAGACCAAGAGCUUCUCCUGGAGUCAGCAUUUGUUGAGCUAUUCAUACUUCGGCUAGCCUACAGGUCAAACCCUGAGACAGACAAACUUAUUUUCUGCAAUGGUGUGGUUCUCCACCGGACGCAGUGUGUGCGAAGCUUUGGUGACUGGAUUGACUCAAUCAUGGAGUUCUCUCAAAGUUUACAUCGCUUGAACUUGGAUGUCUCGUCUUUCUCCUGCCUUGCCACACUGGUCAUAAUCACAGAUCGUCAUGGCCUGAAAGAGCCCAAACAGGUCGAGGACCUCCAAACCCGCCUGAUCACAUGUCUCAGAGACCAGGUCUCCACAAGUGCCCAUGAAGCCACCCGGCCCAACAACUUGUCCCGACUCCUGGGCAAGCUUCCUGAGCUGAGAACACUGUGCACUCAGGGUCUCCAGCGAAUCUUCUACCUUAAACUGGAAGACUUGGUCCCUCCUCCACCAAUUGUGGAUAAAAUCUUCAUGGACACAUUGCCAUUCUAAUGAGAUUUUAUAUGUGGACAACCGAAGUGACUUAAACUGGUGAAAAAUACGGAUAUGAGCAGUUUGAUGUUUGGGGAUCUUAAAGGACUGUAUUGCUUGCUGUUCUCUGCUUUCUUUCAAUGGAAUCAGAGAAAGAUGACAUUCUACUUACACCCGAGUUUGGAUCCUAAGUUACAGAGUCUUCAAAAGUAAAUUCAUUAAGACAUCCAGUAGCAUUUCAGGUCAAUGGUGCAAAACAAAGAGAAAAUCAAACGUCCUGUAUGUGGUUUCUAUAUGAAAGAAAUGCAUGCAGAUAUUCCCAUAAAAUCAGUAUUAGACAUAUUAUCAGAGGUCAUAUUCAAAAUAUAAAAGCAUCUAAGUAUCCAACUGAACAUCCAAUUUCCCGUAAACCAUUACCUGUGGUUUAUGGGAGGUUAGAAA
Messenger RNA from Myxocyprinus asiaticus (Chinese sucker), 2284 nucleotides. RefSeq names its product nuclear receptor subfamily 4 group A member 1-like. Bases 146 to 1864 code for a protein of 572 amino acids. Gene Ontology annotation, cellular component: nucleus; transcription regulator complex. Gene Ontology annotation, molecular function: zinc ion binding; RNA polymerase II cis-regulatory region sequence-specific DNA binding; nuclear receptor activity. Lineage: Eukaryota; Metazoa; Chordata; Actinopteri; Cypriniformes; Catostomidae. Gene Ontology annotation, biological process: regulation of transcription by RNA polymerase II; cellular response to corticotropin-releasing hormone stimulus. The transcript is spliced from 7 exons. The record is from RefSeq and is a predicted model, not a curated record.